Paramacrobiotus metropolitanus is the source of this 1265-nucleotide messenger RNA. Its product is annotated as mitochondrial import inner membrane translocase subunit Tim22-like. Gene Ontology annotation, cellular component: TIM22 mitochondrial import inner membrane insertion complex. Gene Ontology annotation, biological process: protein insertion into mitochondrial inner membrane. The transcript has 4 exons. The record is from RefSeq and is a predicted model, not a curated record. The coding region runs from base 362 to 1051 and encodes 229 amino acids. Lineage: Eukaryota; Metazoa; Tardigrada; Eutardigrada; Parachela; Macrobiotidae. Gene Ontology annotation, molecular function: transmembrane protein transporter activity.
AGAUAUUUUGAAUAAGAACUAUUUAAUUUUCUUGGACAGCUGCGUAAUAAACAGUCUUCAUAUUAAAAUUUCAAGCAUUGUCUGCAUUCGUAUUGGUUGAAGAAUUUUAGUAAGUAGUUAAAUUAAUUUUGCUAACCGCGUAGUCAGCCACCGGAAGUUUGCCGGAAAUGGCAUCUGUCGCGGGUGCCCACCAUCCACGGGCUGGCAGUGACUGUACAGUUUCUUGUCAGUGCAUCUCGACGAUUUAAUUUCGUAAUCUUUGAUCUUGCUGUUUGCUUUAGUUUUCUGUUUUUUCGUGAUUGAGCUGCAUAAGAUUUAAUGGGAAUCGUUUGUUGAGCGAAUUGUGGAUUAAGCAGGCAGGAUGUAUUCGGAAGGCGUGCUGCGCAAGUUCGGCCUGAGCGGCGGUGGACGGGCUGACGAAACAGUGGCGUUGCACUCAGCAGCUGCAGCAUCAGCAGAUGCGGCGCACCUGGCUCCCUCGGACAUCCUGGCCCUGAUGACGCCCCUGGGCAAGGUGUACCGCAGCGCCCUGAACAACAGCAACCAUCUGCCGUCCAGCGAGGGCCUGCGCCUGCUGACCACCCCCGUGGGGUUCCAGUGGCCGGGGGCGUGGCAGGCGCUGGGGCGGACGCGCGAGGAGAAGUGGAUGAACGCGGCCUUCGAGAGCUGCGCCUUCAAGACCUGCCUGAGCACGGUGGGGGGUUUCGUCAUCGGCGGGGCGCUGGGGCUCUUCGGCGCCAGCGUGGACCCCUACUACUCCAUGGGCGGCCGCGUGGACCCCGCCGCGCAGACGGUGAAGAUGGUCUUCCAGGAGAUGGCCUCGCGCAGCUACUCCAGCGCCAAGAACUUCGCCAUGGUCGGCGCGCUCUUCUCCUCCAUCGAGUGCGCCAUCGAGAGCUACCGCGGGAAAUCUGACUGGCAGAAUUCGGCGUAUUCCGGCGGAGCCACCGGCUUCCUCAUCGGUUUCCGUGCGGGCCUGAAGCCGGGCAUCCUGGGCGGACUGGGCUUCGCGGCCUUCUCGCUGAUCAUCGACCACUACCUGCACCUCUGAGCUGCCCAGUCGGGACCGAGAAACGACCGUCCUGUGCUGCGGCGUCUGCUCAUUGCCACUACUCUACACUGUCUUUCAACGCGGCGUUUCUUUUUAUUACCGUGUUUCCUAUAAACUUUGCCGUGUAGAUACACUAGCGAAGUAAUUCUUGUCUUGAUUACGCUAGCUAGCUGCGACAGCAAUUUGAUCAGCAUCAAUAAAAACGCAGCCGGAA